AUGCAAUAUCAUCAAGAGGCAAAAUGAGGCACUCAUUUUGGACUAAUUCGGCUGAAAGGUAGCCCUUGAUGCCACACAGUCAAUUGAUCCCGCCAUUAUUUUAAUGAGUUUUGUCUGAAUCCAACCAUCAGUUCAGCCUCAGUCUUGUGGGCAGCCGAGGCCCUUCAGUCAGUGGGGUUUGCGUGCGACAGCGCCAACCUUUCUCCACAUUCCACAAUGAAAGAGUUUUGUCCCUACAUUGUGAUUUAGGUCAUCACUAAUUCAGUGCCUGUUUUGUGGCAUUUGAAAGAUGUCCAAUCUCCUGGGUUGGCACAAUCACCCCAUGCCUGUUACCAUGGAAAGCGGGCGAGUAAGAACCUCCUCCAUGCGUGUUCCCAAAGUAAAUCUCCACUUUCUGUGGGCUGUGCUGGGGGGGUAACUUGCGGUCAUCUCUCUCUGCGGUGAAAGAUGCUGGAGGUUCAUGCCCUGCACCCAUAAAUUAACCCUCUCCUCUCCUUCUGCACGUUUCAAUUCAGUGAAGUAACUGGCUACUUGUGGUUAAUGUCUAUACUCUCAGUGUAUCAGCGCUCUGCGAUUGUGUAAUAGAUAAAGAUACUCUACCAAGGCUGGAAAUCUGAAGAGGUUAAUUCGGCUGACUCCUCCCAGCGUUGCCAUUUAUCGUAUUAAUAAUCACACCACUUGAGCUUCGCCUUAAAAGUGGGAGGGCUGCUCGAGAGCGCCGGAAAACCGCGAGGAGCUGUCUCCGUUACACGUGGUGCUGAAAGUGCCACUCGCCGCAUCAUGUGGUCGGUCUUCUUUGUCUUUCUGUCUUACCUGGACAGAAACUUCGUCAAGGGCGACUUCCUGAGCCGCGCUUUGGACGCAGAGAAGGAGAGCAAAGAAAUGUUCUCCAUGCUCAACGACACCUUUUGCGCAAAAAUGUCAACUGUAAGAGAGAAUUUCCUCUACCAGGUGUCAGACGGAGCCGAGGCGGUGCGCUCCGUCGUCAGCCCCGCCGGGAAGCUUGUGAACUGCUCUGUCAUUGUGAACCAGAUACAGGUGAAGUCGUUCAUGCACGAGUGCAGGUUGGGACUGAAAGAUCAGAGAGCCGGGCGGCAUCUGGAGACGCGUUUUGCGCGCAUGGAUGAAGCCAAACUGAAGUGCCGGGAGUUUAAAGAGAGGUCGGAGCGCAGCGGCAGGGUGAAAAAGGAUGACAACGAUGACUCUGCGCUGCGGGACAAGGUUUUAAAAAGAUCCAAGAGAGGCUUCACUUAUCCUGGGACCCUGUGGUGUGGAGCUGGAAACAUGGCUGAUCAUUAUGGCCAGCUGGGAGAGUUUGCACAGACCGACAGCUGCUGCCGUACUCAUGACCACUGCCCUCACGUCAUCCAUGCCUUCUCCUCAAAUUAUGGCCACACUAAUUUCAAGUGGCACUCCAUCUGUCAUUGUGACUGCGAUAAUGCGUUGAAAGAUUGUCUGAGGAAAGUCAACGACACAUCUUCCAGGGUAGUUGGUCAGGCGUUCUUCAAUGUCAUCGGUGUGCCUUGCUUUGAUUUUGUCUAUGAAGAACAGUGUGCAGAGCGGCACUGGUACGGCAUGUGUAAACGAUAUGAGAAGCUUCCCACUGCUGUGCUGAGAGAGGCGGUCCCAUAUGACUUUGGCGGCAUUGACGUCAUCGAUGUGCUGACGUUGGCUCCUCCCAAGAAGGAAUCCAAGAAAAGCGAGGAAGAAGAGAAACCGGAGAGUACAACACAGUCUACGAUUUCAGGCCCUGAAGAGCCUUCACUUGGAAACGUUGUCACCGCUGCUGAGGACUUCAUCAAGGUCCUCGCUACUGUCUCCACCUCUCAAAGCUCCAACUCCGACUCUGAUAAAGGCGAGACACAAAGCUCAGAGAAGAGGAAGAACACAGGGAAGAAGAAGAAAACCACCAAAAAGCAGAAAGCAAAACGAAAGGGGAGGAAGAGAAAGCAGAAAACAGAGGCAGGUGUUAAAAUAGAGGAAGGAGCUCCAGUUUCGACCUCUGGCAGCAAAGCAGAAGAAGCCAUCGCUCUAAAUUACAUCAUCAGUGAGGCACGAAAACACGACCAGUCAAAUAGAAACACAAACAGAGUCGGUGACAUUGAAUAUGAGCUUGGAGGAAAAGAAGAGCCCUCCAAUGAAGUCAUGAAAGAUGAACCAGCGAUGGAUAAGGAGACUGUUUCCAUUACGUCACCUACGACAGUCAAGAAAACAGCAGCAGAGUCGGACACUGAUGCGCUGACCGAGUCCACAGAAGAAAUCAUUCUUUCUCCGUCAACAAGCACGACAACUGUUAUUCCACAGAAAGCAAAAACCAGAAGGCUAAGAAAGGGGAGGAGAAAGAAGAGCAAGAAAAUUCCUCUUCCUUCUUUCGAAGACCUUGUAACGAACACAACAGACAACUUAAGAGCCAUUUCUGUCCCCACCAUCAUUACCAUAACCCCAGCAGCACAGCCCGAGCAACAAAGCUUUGGGAGCGACACUGAAAAGCGACCUAUCGUCAGCACUGCCAGGACCCCCAUUGUAAUCCCCAAAGUCAAAAGGAACAGGUCAAAAGAGAGAGGAGACAGAGAGGGGAGGAAAAAAAGGAGGAAAGUCAGCUCGGCUUCUCCCAUUGUGGCCGCUGCCCUUGAAAAUUCCUCUGCAGACAAUCUGAAAGUGAUCCCUCUCACCGGGGCUCCCACCAUACCUUCGGUGGCCACCACAGUGCGGCAGGUUUCACACAGGCUGGACAUUUACGGAGGGAAGACGACCGUCCAAGUUACGGCUCUGAACUCCUUUAGUGUUUUGAAAAGGCAAAAGUCAAAAGAGAGAGGACUGAGAAGCAGUGAAAAUCCACUUUUUCGCAACAUCUCUGAAAAUGUGCUUCCUGUUCUUCCAACUCCAGAGAUGAGUGAUGCACUGAGCAGCCCUGCAACCACUGCCGCAAUUAGUGGGCUUCCAGAAGAAACAGAAACUCACAGUGAAUGGAGGCUUUUUAGUACUAUCACAGCAGCCCCUUCCAUCAUUACAAAACGACACAGGCAGACAAUCAGACGGCAUAGAAAACCAAGAAAGGAAGAUGUGCCUGCUGCUCUCAGCGAUGGAGUUUCUUUCCCUAAAACUGAACAAACACCAAUGACAUUUACAACCACGCCAUCCAAAGUCAAAACUACUGAAGAGCUCAAUCUACAGAGAUCUGAAAAGCCCCGCACAACCACCUCAGCAACUCCCGCCAUGAGUCCAAUUCAGUUAUCUAUUGAGAGAGCAAAAGCACAAUUCACCAGGAAGAAGAGAAGGAAACUGUCUAUUAGACAACAAUGAGCCAUGUGGUGCAAGCAUAACAGGAUAGGCAAAAAAAAGGCAACUUAGCUGGUUAGGCUAGCUCCUGUCGAUCAGACAAGCUUGCUUCAUGAUGAGUUAAAUGCUACAUCAAAAUAUUUACAGUAUAAUCUUUUCUGGUUCAGCAUUUAAAUCACAGACAUUUACACAAAUCAUAUUUGAUUGUGAUGUGAGAAUCAUGUUUUGUAAUGCUGUAUUCUACAUGUCUAAUAAAAUUUCUGAAUGAUUAUGAA
Siniperca chuatsi (mandarin fish) is the source of this 3554-nucleotide messenger RNA. It is a transcript of the gene proca1, whose product is annotated as protein interacting with cyclin A1. The record is from RefSeq and is a predicted model, not a curated record. Gene Ontology annotation, molecular function: A2-type glycerophospholipase activity. Bases 781 to 3303 code for a protein of 840 amino acids. Gene Ontology annotation, biological process: phospholipid metabolic process; arachidonate secretion. Lineage: Eukaryota; Metazoa; Chordata; Actinopteri; Centrarchiformes; Sinipercidae. The transcript is spliced from 4 exons.